CGCGGCUUGACUCAGCGGCAGGCAGGCAGGCAGGCAUCGCUCCAUGUUGCGGCGCUGCGUGGCAGUGGGCACCGACUGGCUCUGGCUGCACAGCACACUCAUGACUUCAGAUGUGAGUGGCCCCGACACUCGGCACAUUCAGCGCGGGGGAGAAGCGGCCGUCAGCCCGGCCACCGAGACGCUACCUGCCGCAGAGCUCUGCACCGCGGACGCACAGGAGGGUGUAGCUGCUGUGAGCGUCUCCGGCUGCCUGUGGGGGGGCUGAACGCUUUGAUCGGUGCAGCAGUUAUUUUCAGAGUGAGCUAUUUCGGAGCGAUUGGAAACGUGGAGGAGCGAGGAGCCGCACGGAGCGCUGCAGCAGACACGGUACCAGAGGAACACCAGCAGCAAGCAAGACAGGAAGGCACGAAUGUGAUGCCAAAGCUGCUGAGAAAAACAAAGGUUCAAGUCUAGAAAAAGAGAACUGUUGGAUCGGGACUCAGCCCAGCGACAUGUAGCACCUCGCUGCCCUCACAGCCGGAUUUGUUGUCUACUCAUGAUUUUUCUGUAGUCAAGUCCAGGGCAUCUGCUGCAGUCAUGUUUAGGAACAGCUUGAAGAUGCUGCUGACGGGGGGGAAGGCCAACCGCAAGAGUCGCAGCAGUGAUGGCGGGAGCGAGGACCUGGCAGACCCCUGCUCGCCCAGUCUAGACCCUCACCUGAGCCACAUCGGCCAAGGUGGCAGCAUAGACAGCGACUGUGUCUUUGAAGGAGACUACGCUGUGCCGCCGCUCUCCAUGACCGAGGGCAUGCAGCACAUUCGCAUCAUGGAGGGCGUGUCGCGCUCUCUGCCCUCCUCCCCGCUGCUCACCCACCAGACCAUCAGCGUCCGGCUGCAGCCAGUGAAGAAGCUCACAGCCCCUCUGCGGAAAGCAAAGUUUGUGGAGAGCCCUCGCAUUCCACAAUCAGAGCUUGGCUCCCCUACACACACCUCCACCACUGCCAAGAAUCCAGACCUGGACACAUACUGCCCUGGGGAGUCGAGCCAGGAGCUGGGCCCCCCUCCGUCGGUGGAUGAGGCAGCCAACACAUUGAUGACGCGCUUGGGUUUCCUUCUGGGAGACAAAGUGAGUGAGGGGCCAGCCGGUACCCAGUACAGCAUGGAGGAACCCGAGGCGAGACAGGGCCAGAACCAGAGGAUCAGCCCGUGUUCCACCCUGACCAGCAGCACUGCCUCCCCGCCUGCAGGCAGCCCCUGCUCCACCCUCCCCCCCACCAUGCCCGGCCAGGCGGGCAACAAGGACUGCGCCUACGGUUCUGUCACCAGUCCCACCUCGACACUGGAGAGCAGGGACAGCGGGAUUAUUGCCACUCUGACCAGCUAUUCUGAGAACAUGGAGCGAGGCGGCAAAUAUGGCGAGGGCUCGCGGGGAAACCUGAAGCUGUGGCAGUCGCAGAAAUCAGGCAUGGACUCGUUCCUGUACAGGGUGGACGAAAACAUGACCGCCUCCACCUACAGCCUCAACAAAAUCCCCGAGCGUAACCUGGAGAGCAUGUCCUCCCACUCCGCCCACUCCAUCCCUCUGUACCUCAUGCCCCGCCCCAACUCUGUGGCUGCUACCAGCUCGGCCCACCUGGAGGACCUGGCGUACCUGGAUGAGCAGAGGCACACUCCGUUACGCACCUCGUUGCGCAUGCCCAGACAGAGCACCACCUGCGGGCCGGGUCGCUCCGGGCAGGACCUGAGAGCUUCUGCAAAUAACACCCAUGCCUGGCAAUCCCAGUCACUGCGUUUUGCACCCUAUCGGCCUCAAGACAUCGCCCUCAAGCCUCUGCUGUUUGAGGUGCCCAGCAUCACCAUGGACUCUGUCUUCACGGGCCGCGAGUGGCUCUUCCAGGAGAUCGACGCCCACCUCAACAGCCCCAACUCCGGCACCAACCAGGGCGUCGUGGUCGUCGGCAACAUCGGCUUCGGCAAGACGGCCAUCAUCUCCCGCCUGGUGGCGCUGAGCUGCCACGGCACCCGGAUGAGACAGAUCGCCUCCGACAGCCCUCAAGCCUCGCCGAAACAUGGAGAGGGGCUUCCUCUCACCCAGCCCCAGCCCACACACGGCACCCUGGGAGGAGGCAGCUGUCCCGGGACCCCCGAGAUGAGGCGACGUCAGGAGGAAGCCAUGAGGAGGCUGGCAUCUCAGGUGGUGGCGUACCACUACUGCCAGGCAGAUAACGCCUACACCUGCCUGGUGCCGGAGUUUGUGCACAACGUGGCGGCGCUGUUGUGCCGCUCGCCACACCUGGUGGCCUACAGGGAGCAGCUGCUGAGGGAGCCACACCUGCAGAGCAUCCUGAGCCUGAGAUCCUGCGUCCAGGACCCCCUGGCUUCCUUCAGGAGGGGAGUCCUCGAGCCCCUGGAUGCACUUUACAAAGAGAGGAAGAUCAACUCCGAGGAGGACCUCAUCAUCCUCAUCGAUGGCCUCAAUGAAGCAGAGUUCCACAAGCCGGACUACGGAGACACCAUCGUGUCCUUCCUCACCAAAACCAUCAACAAGUUCCCUCCCUGGCUGAAGCUGGUGGUCACAGUCAGAACCACGCUGCAGGAGAUCACCAACGCUCUGCCGUUUCACCGGAUCUCUCUGGACAGCCUGGAGGAGAACGACGCCAUCGACCAGGACCUGCAGGGCUACAUCCUGCACCGCAUCCACAGCAGCCCAGAGAUCCAGAACAACAUCUCGCUCAACGGCAAGAUGGACAACACCACCUUCGGCAAGCUCAGCGCCCACCUCAAGGCCCUGAGCCAGGGAUCCUACCUGUACCUCAAACUCACCUUUGACCUCAUUGAAAAGGGCUACCUAGUUCUCAAAAGCUCCAGCUAUAAGGUGGUCCCAGUCAACCUGGCCGAGGUUUACCUGCUGCAGUGCAACAUGCGCUUCCCCACGCAGUCGUCGUUCGAACGGGCGCUUCCUCUGCUAAACGUGGCCGUGGCCUCGCUGCAUCCGCUGACCGACGAGCAGAUAUAUCAGGCCAUCAACGCCGGAUCGCUGCAGGGUACUCUGGACUGGGAGGACUUCCAGCAACGUGUAGAUAACCUGUCGGUCUUCCUGGUGAAGAGAAGGGAUGGAACCAGGAUGUUUGUUCAUCCGUCCUUCAGGGAGUGGCUUAUUUGGAGAGAAGAAGGAGAAAAGACAAAGUUCCUCUGCGAUCCGAGGAGUGGGCACACCCUGCUGGCCUUCUGGUUCUCUCGCCAGGAGAACAAGCUGAACAGGCAGCAGACCAUCGAGCUGGGUCACCACAUCCUCAAAGCACAUAUCUUCAAGGGUCUCAGCAAGAAAGUCGGAGUUUCCUCAUCUAUCUUGCAAGGCCUGUGGGUUUCCUACAGCACAGAGGGCCUUUCAGCUGCACUUUCUUCACUCCGAAACCUCUACACUCCCAACAUCAAGGUGAGUCGGCUGCUGAUGCUGGGCGGAGCCAACGUGAACUACCGCACUGAGGUGCUGAACAACGCCCCCGUCCUGUGCGUCCACUCCCACCUGGGCUACAUGGACAUGGUGGCCCUGCUGCUGGAGUUCGGUGCCUCCGUGGAUGCCCAGUCUGAGAGUGGCCUGACGCCGCUGGGCUACGCUGCUGCCGGAGGACACAUGGCCAUCGUGACGGCUCUCUGUCGCAGGAGAGCUAAGGUGGACCACCUGGAUAAGAACGGCCAGUGCGCCCUGGUUCAUGCAGCCCUGAGGGGCCACAUGGAGGUGGUGAAGUUCCUCAUCCAGUGUGACUGGAGUCUGGGGCCGCAGCAGCAACAACAAUCACCGCAGACCCAGCAACAGGCGGCUUUCACCAAGAGUCACGCCGUACAGCAGGCGCUAAUCGCUGCAGCCAGCAUGGGAUACACAGAGAUCGUGUCCUACCUGCUGGACCUGCCAGAGAAAGACGAAGAGGAGGUGGAGCGAGCUCAGAUCAACAACUUCGACACCCUGUGGGGGGAGACAGCUCUGACUGCAGCUUCUGGUCGGGGGAAGCUGGAGGUUUGUCGUCUGUUGCUGGAGCAGGGAGCUGCUGUGGCUCAGCCCAACAGAAGAGGCAUCGUCCCGCUGUUCAGCGCCGUCCGGCAGGGACACUGGCAGAUCGUGGAUCUUCUGCUCACACAUGGAGCUGACGUUAACCUGGCCGACAAACAGGGUCGGACUCCGUUAAUGAUGGCCGCCUCAGAGGGACACCUGGGAACCGUUGAGUUUUUACUGGCUCAAGGAGCCUCUCUGUCUCUGAUGGAUAAGGAGGGUCUGACGGCUCUGAGCUGGGCCUGUCUGAAGGGUCAUCUUCCGGUGGUUCGCUGCCUGGUGGAGAGCGGAUCCGCCACCGACCACGCAGACAAGAACGGACGAACGCCCCUCGACCUGGCCGCCUUCUACGGAGACUCUGAAGUGGUGCAGUUCUUGGUCGACCACGGGGCCAUGAUCGAGCACGUAGACUACAGCGGGAUGCGUCCUCUGGACAGGGCGGUGGGCUGCAGAAACACGUCGGUGGUGGUCGCCCUGCUCAAGAAAGGAGCCAAGAUAGGAUGUCAGACGCUGCCCAGUCGGCCCCGAGGUCCAGCCACAUGGGCGAUGGCCACCUCCAAACCCGACAUCAUGAUCAUCUUACUGAGCAAACUCAUCGAGGAGGGGGACAGCUUCUACAAGAAGGGGAAGGUGAAGGAGGCUGCACAACGUUAUCAGUACGCUCUCAAAAAGUUUCCACGCGAAGGCUUCAGCGAGGACCUCAAGACAUUCAGGGAACUCAAAGUAUCGCUCUUCCUCAACCUGUCCCGAUGUCGGAGGAAAAUGAACGACUUUGGGAUGGCAGAGGAAUUUGCUACGAAGGCACUCGAACUGAAACCAAAAUCGUACGAGGCAUAUUAUGCCAGAGCACGCGCCAAGCGUAGCAGCAGACAAUUUCCUGAAGCCUUAGAGGACCUGAAUGAAGCCAUAAAGCAGUGCCCCAACAACAGAGAAAUCCUGCGGCUGCUCCAGAGGGUGGAGGAGGAGUGUCACCAGCUCAACCAGGACGAGCACCAGCAGCAGGACCUGGAGCUGGAACCUCCACCCUCCCCUCCUCCUACGCCUCCCCCCGAAGAGGAGGAGUCCCUGUCCCUGUCCAUGCCUCUCCCCCCUCCCCCAGAGCCUCGACUGGAGGACAUGGAGCCGGUCCAGGACUUGUUUGAGGAUGAGGACUACUUGGAGCAGGAGCUGGAGGCCAUGUCGAUGGGCCUGCCUCCCCCCGAGUCCCUCACCAACCCGUCCAGCCUCCCCAUCAUCCAGAGCCCACCGCUGUCCCCCACACAUCCAGAUCAGAUCUACUUAGCUGGAGGUUCGCCCAUGGGCCAGCCCUACGAGUAUCACCCCACCUCCUCCUCCAUGUCCUCCCCGACUCGAGGCACAUACCAGUCCACGUCGCCCUCCCUCUCCCCGACACACCAGAACUCCCACUACCGCCACAGCCCGCCUCACACCUCCCCAGUGCACCAGCCGUCCUACCGCUUCAGCCCGCCUCCGAUGGGUACCGGGGGUCAGGGGAUGGAUCACCAAAGCCCACCGCCUUCCCCUUUACGCCGGGCUGCUCAGUACCGAGCCAGUCCGCCGGUAGAAAGCGUCUGUCUGUACAGGUCCCAGUCUGGCUCGCCUGUUCGCUACCAGACAGAGCAGAUCCCCGGUCGCCCCAAAUCCCCCCUUUCCAAGAUGAGCAGCCAGCGUUCGUUCCAGCUGAGCUCGCAGCCCUCUCUGUCCUCCCAGCACCACCAAGCCCAGGGUCUUCGCCUGCAGCCUUCUAUAGCCCAAAUAGUCCGCACAAACCAGCCCAGCAACGUGAUGGGAAACAGCAGCUACGGCGGCCAGAUGGGUCACUCCAUGGGCGGUCGCUACCAGGGGGGUUCGGUGGACGUGGAGAGCCGCCUGGUGUACCAGCCCUCCCUGGAUGGGCGCUCCAUGCCCCAGGUCCAGGCCAGCCUCAGCUCUGGGGCCCUCUGUCAGCACGGCGGCCGAGGAGGGGUUAUGGAGUCGAGCCUGUUGAAGGAUGAACUACCCCAGCGCCCCUCCUCUGCCUACCGCGCCAGCAGCGGGGGCCCGGGGGGCAUCCGUUACAGCCAGACGCCUCAAAUCAGCCGCAGCCAGUCGGCCGCCUACUACCCGGUGUCUGAGCACGUACUGGAGCGAGCCAAUGCCAUGCCCCCCUGCCAGCUGGGUUCUCCUGAGAUCCCCCAUAUGGUGAGACGCCCUGUGAGUGCCAACACUACUGAGAUGAAGCAGCAUGUGCCCACCCCCAGGCCGCUCAUCCAUUCUCAGAGUGUCGGCCUUCGCUUCUCCCCGUCCAGCAACAACAUCUCAACUGGAUCCACCUCCAACUUAGCGCCCAGCUUCCGGCCUUCCACUUCCAUUCAGCAGAUGGAGAUCCCCUUACAAGCCACAUACGAGCGCUCCUGUGACGACAUCUCCCCCAUCUCCCCCUCCCAGGGCGGCGGGGGGCUGUACCAAGGCGAGACCACCCGCUCUCGGAACACGCCCUUCAUGGGCAUCAUAGACAAGACGGCGCGGACUCAGCAGUACCUGCAUCAGCCCUCGCGGUCCCGGGCCAUGACGUCCAUGGACUCGGCCAUCAGCCCCACCUCGCCCGGCCAGCUGGUCCAGCAAGGCUCCACCUACAGCCCCCCCGCCUCGCUGGGCAACAUCGCCUACUACAACAAGACCAACAACGCCCAGAACGGACACCUGCUGGAGGAGGACUACUACUCCCAGACCCCACCGCAGUCGCUGGGCAAGCUGGCCAACGGCUCCCGAGGCAGCGGGGACAUCCUGGAACGGGUCAGCCAGGUGCCCACCUACCCAGACGUGAAGGUGGCGAGGACUCUGCCCGUGGCUCAGGCCUACCAGGACAACAUGUACCGCCAGCUCUCACGUGACUCCCGGACCCAAGGCCCCACCUCCCCCAUCAAACCAAAGAGACCAUUUGUGGAGUCUAAUGUGUGAUGGUCCGUCUGUGACUGGAUGGUUGGACUGGGGUUGUUAGCGGGGAAAAAAAUACAGCAGAUGUGGCCUGUGUUUGUGUGACGGACGUCUUAAAGAACUCACGAGAGGCAGAUCCAAUCAGAGGAAACCACACAGCCGGCACACACACACACACACACACACACACACACACACACACACACACACACACACGCAUUAGGGUAUUAGACAUUAUCUUAUAUGAAAAACGUAACCAACAGUGAGACGUGAUUAUUUCAUUAUCAUAUUCCGCACACAGGUAGGAUAAGAGGAGGGUUCUGAGUUCUGAUCUCAUUCUAAAUCAAAGACCAGUGCACUUCCAUAAUGUUGCGUGGCCCCGACACGAGCGGCCACAGCGGGUGGGACUGUCAGAGUGAAAUUACUACUCAUCGGACUCUACUUGUGGACUCUGUAUCCAUCUUCUGUUCUUUCAAAGUGUGCUCUUAACCAAGGUUGCUAGUAGGCUCUAUUCUAUGUAAUACAAUAUUAUAUGUUCAAUACUGUACAUUGCUCAGAAAAUACAAAUGGCUCAACAACUCAGUACUUAGAGAAAAAUGACAAUAUUUAUAAUUAAGUUAUAUAUUGUACAUAGAAAUAAAACAAAACAUAGUUUGCAUUUCGAAUUUUAUUCCGUUAACCCUGCCUCUGUGUCACACUGCUAGUCAUAUGUACGUGGAAGAAGCGACCAGGGAAAGGAACGAGGGACUCAGACUAACUUUGAAUAAUAUCAUUACCUCUAAUGUGUCAAAAUAAAACAGAUUUUUGUUGUGGUUUAAUGCAAGAACGUGCAUUAACCUGCAGAUUAUUUUUUGAUAGAUUCUUUUUCUUGAAAUGGUUAAAUAUGCCCGGUAUAAUUUCCUUUUUUAUGUCUUGCUUUGUUAAACCAACCGUCCAAAGAUCUUCAGUUUACAGUGAAAACAGAGAAAAACAGCAAAUCCUCACACUGGAAGAGCUAGAACCACAGAAUGUUUGACAUUUAUGCUUGAAAACUCUUCAUUUUGAACAGAUAUAACACACAAAUAGCUUCAAAUCUUACCGAGAAUAUCAAUUUUGUGUCUAUGCACCUUUUUAAGUCUGAAAACCCGACCGCUACAUGUAGUUUUGGAUAUUUUUUGUUGAAUUAAUCCAGUCACUUAACCAAAUUUUUAAGUUUCAGAUGCAUAACUUCUGAUUUUCUGUACUUCUUGCCUCAUUAACGUCUCACAGAACUUACGACAUGCUGUGCUAUGUUGGAUGUUAAACAAACUGUCAACGCCUUAACCCUCUCUGCCAGUAAACACAUCACGUGCUUAAACAUCUGAUUCUAGAAACAGCUACAGCAUCAGUUGUUCCACUUUCUUUAGAGCUCGAAUCUUUGGCUGAAUGAUGCGGAUCAGUAAGAAACAGAGAAUCCUGCGGCAGGUGAUUUUAUCAGGCGGCAAACCAGCGUCAAAGUUGGCCUCUGUCCCUCCUUCAUGCUAGUGACGGGUUAACCGAGGUAGUGCUCAGCGACUAAAAGCAAGCAAAUGCAUACACGACCACUGUUAGACGUUUCCCUUUUUCUUCUGCAUUGUUUUGUUUCCUUUUCACCAUUUUUAUUCAGCCACUUCUGCACUAAAAAUGCCUGUUAAGUUCUUAAAACUAAGGGUGCACUUUAUGUAUUUUACUUACUUUGUUGUUGCGAUUGUUGAAACUUGGAGAACAUGGGUGUGUGACCGCUGAUAGCAGACUAUCAUAGACACUGUUGUUAUUAUAUGAUUUGCAAACGCAGUGAUGAAUGACAUUAUGAAGAGCAAACAAUGUUUUUAAAAACCGGUGAAGAUGUAUAGACUUUCUAGCACAAGUUGUAUAUACUGGCUCAGAUAUUCCGCUCCGUCCAGCUCGAGUUCGUUAGAUAAGCAAGUCUGUUUCAAGAAGCCAAUCAUACUCAAAUAUUCCACAUUAUUUAAGAAAAAAAAGUCCAUUAAAGUCCUAUAAAUCAGCCGGUCUAAUCCACCAGCUUUGCACACAUCUUGAAAAUAAACCUACUUCAACAAAGACUGAGAUUUUAGUAUCCAGACACGCAGAAUUUGGGUCACAGAGAUGUGGAAUAAUGAGAAUAUUCAAGUAAUUUAUAUAUAUGUGGGAAAGGUUAUAGACCAUUUGUCUGUAACAUUUUAUUUUCAAAGUCUGAUUAAGAAUAUCUAAAGAGAGACGGUUCUUCCCAACCGUCUCCUGCUCAUCCUCACCUGCUACCAGAGAGACGCCCUACUUAUCUUUACAGAAAUGAAGGUAUAAACUGUACUAUACUUAAUUUAAAAAAACAACUUUUUCAGUUGAGGAUAUUUGAGAGUGUAUGGUUUCAAAGCUGUCUGUGUAUAUUAGUUUGCUGUAAAUAGUCCGAUGCAUGUUCUAUUCUUUCCAUGAGCUCAAGCAGAAACAUGUAUAGCAGUGCGUCUGGUGUGCGAUACGACGUUCAGAUCAAGAUAAGGAGGCCGCUACCCCUGAACUAUCCUUAUCAUUUUCCUUCAACCUCACCAGACGAAAAGGUUCUUUUAUUUUAUUUUAAUGUAUUUGCUUGCUGAGCAGAGUUCUCUUGUCUGUAAAUGUGAGCUUUCAGAUCGCUGUGAUAAAAAGUUUAAUUAAAAACAAUAAAAAAGAAUGUGUUUUUA
Messenger RNA from Amphiprion ocellaris (clown anemonefish), 9614 nucleotides. RefSeq names its product tetratricopeptide repeat, ankyrin repeat and coiled-coil containing 2b (gene tanc2b). Gene Ontology annotation, cellular component: dendritic spine. The transcript is spliced from 32 exons. Lineage: Eukaryota; Metazoa; Chordata; Actinopteri; Pomacentridae. Bases 577 to 6966 code for a protein of 2129 amino acids. Gene Ontology annotation, biological process: regulation of dendritic spine morphogenesis. Gene Ontology annotation, molecular function: protein binding. The record is from RefSeq and is a predicted model, not a curated record.